AAAAAAAAAAAAGUCAUACUACGUAAUCUUUUUUUUUUUUCAUACAACACUCUUUUUCUUCUUUAUUCUUUUCUUCAAUAAUGAGUUUAAAUUGGGUUAUGCUGACACAAGAUGGUACUGCACCAGUACCCCUACCACAAGAAAAGAUAUUCUUUACUCAGUCUCACGUCAAAAUGGUACUGGACUGUAAUGAAACAGGAUAUCCCGGAAACUCCGAAGGUUACUAUGAAUCGGAUAAAGGAACUGUUAUUUUAUCAAAUCAAAGAAUUAUCUAUUUAGCACAAAACCCCACGCCAGAAUUUAAAAAUUUGAAUGUACCCGUUUUAAAUUUCAAAAACUGGAAACUAGAGCAGCCUUGGUUUGGAGCAAAUUUUGUCGCGGGUGUUGUGAUUCCAGUUCACGGUGGUGGUUUAACAAAGGCUGGAAAUUUAAAGAUUACAUUUUCAGAAGGAGGUGCGAUUGAAUUUACAAAUAUCCUUCGUAAUUUACUGGAAAGGAUUGGAGAGUCAAAUGAGGUGCCAAGAGAGUAUGAACCAUUACCUGCUUACCAAGGAGGAUCCAGUCAACCUGCAGAUGACUUGCCGCCCCAAUACUCAGCCUAAAUAAAAACAUCUGGUGCCAAAUAAGGCCGAUCAGCCUUUAUCUAUGGGAUGUCGGUCACCCAAUGCCACUCUGCUGUUCUAUUCCUUCCAUACCCUCUUUGAAAACAAUUCAGGGCAAAGUUUCACGUCUAAUAAUUUUUAAUUUGAAUAAUAAAAAAAAAAUCCCAAAAAAGUGGCACCCAAAAA
Messenger RNA from Mucor mucedo, 788 nucleotides. RefSeq lists its product as uncharacterized. The coding region runs from base 81 to 602 and encodes 173 amino acids. Gene Ontology annotation, molecular function: transcription coactivator activity; chromatin DNA binding. The record is from RefSeq and is a predicted model, not a curated record. Lineage: Eukaryota; Fungi; Mucoromycota; Mucoromycetes; Mucorales; Mucoraceae. The transcript has 7 exons. Gene Ontology annotation, biological process: positive regulation of DNA-templated transcription. Gene Ontology annotation, cellular component: nucleus.